CAUAAAGUUCAUCAGUGCCAUCAAUGUAAUCUCACAAUGCAGACCUCAAUCAACUUUAUAGUGCUCUGUGUUUUUUUCUCAUCGGUUUUCUGUGCAAAUGGAUAUUACUGGAGAGAUUGGAAUGGCACAGUCCCAUCCGAUGCGUAUGUUGUGGUAAAUGAUAGCAGAGGGCCUGUAUAUUUUGCACAAGCUUAUGUAUACAACAUAGGAUUAUUUGUGGGGAACAUCGAAAAGAACCAACACUCCAUUACAGUGAAUCCUUCGACAGACAUACGUUUAGUUAAAUCCAGCAAUGUGUUGAAAAUUUUCUGUUCAUCAUCAGAAGACUCACUCAUGUGGAUACAAAGUCAUUCAGGUCUCAUUUCAAAACUAACUAAAUUCGUCCAACCGGUGUUAGGCGGGAUCACAAAUAACAAUGGAACUGUAUAUGUAGGAAGAUAUUUACUUAAUGGCCGUAUGUACGUAGGAAGCAUACACAGUGACUAUUUCUUGUAUUACACAAGAUCUAGUAUACAGGGCGGAUUAGUUAGCCAUUACGAAAUAUUGAUUCAAGAAUCUGAAAUGAACUCAAAUUGCGACGAGAAAGAUGUCCCACCUGUUUGAUUAGUAUCCUCAAUUUUGUGAAUAAUUUACUUUUUGAUCCUUGUAUCACAAAUUGCUUAACAUUGUAUUCACAAUCGUUAAACAUUAUUAUAAACAUAUUCCAACUUGAACUCGGAAACCAUGUGAUAUUUAUUUCAAUUUUCAAUAAAUAAAUAAUCAAAAAAC
This is a messenger RNA of Leptinotarsa decemlineata (Colorado potato beetle), 768 nucleotides long. RefSeq lists its product as uncharacterized. Lineage: Eukaryota; Metazoa; Arthropoda; Insecta; Coleoptera; Chrysomelidae. The record is from RefSeq and is a predicted model, not a curated record.